AAUACGACCGACGUCAUCUCUUGCGAUUCGAUCUGGUCUGCUAAAACACAUAGUCGAAGGGUAAAUCGUGUGUGUAAGUGUGUGAGGGAGAAUCAGUGAUGAGCGGAGCAGCGUCGUAUCUGGCGAGGAGGGCAGCGCAGAAGGAGAGAGUCAGAAUCCUCUACCGGCGUGCCCUCAAAGACACUCUCACUUGGGCUGUUCACCGCCAUCUCUUCUACCCCGAUGCCGAUGCGCUUCGUGAGAGAUUUGAUGCUAACAAGAAUGUGGAAGAUAUAGAUACUAUUGAUAGAAUGAUUGCUGAUGGCGAGGGGCAGUACAAUAAGUGGCGACACCCUGAUCCUUACAUUGUUCCAUGGGCUCCUGGCGGCAGCAAGUUUACUCGCAAUCCUACACCACCUUCUGGGAUUGAGAUAGUUUACGAUUAUGGUCGAGAGGAUCAAAGCUGAAAGUAAUAUGGGCUCCAUGGCAAUAAAUCAAGGCCAGGUGGGUCGAGUAGGAAGUGUUUUGAUACGUCAGCAAUGGCGGUACACCUCUUUAAUUGAAUGUGCUUUUUAUAGCAUGAGAACCCUCUCCUUUUGUCCAUUGACCUUUCCUUUUGAUGGAACAUUUCUUUUCAUGCAAAUAUGUUUGUUAUCGUUAUUGCUAAUAAACUGAUUGUUUCUGUAAUUCAUGCGUACCUAUUUACGUCAAAGUAAGGGAUGUUUUUUAGAACU
Molecule: messenger RNA, 713 nt
Organism: Cynara cardunculus var. scolymus (artichoke)
Lineage: Eukaryota; Viridiplantae; Streptophyta; Magnoliopsida; Asterales; Asteraceae
Product: NADH dehydrogenase [ubiquinone] 1 beta subcomplex subunit 9-like
Exons: 6
Coding region: 99-446 (115 amino acids)
Biological process (GO): mitochondrial electron transport, NADH to ubiquinone
Source: RefSeq, a predicted model, not a curated record